AAUGUGGAUUUUGAGCUUUGCCGUGCUCCUCAUGUAGACGCGCGAGUGUUUUGCGCCGAUCGAUGCAAAGAUCGCAAGUGGCCGCACUGUCUAAUUUUAGUCGCCGCCCUCAACGCCCAAUGUGAGCUCUGCUCGUGCGCUGGCCAUUUCCAUUUCACAGCGCUAUGUCUGCUGCCUCGCGCGGUUCUCGCGUGCAUCACGUCCGCAAGACGCCGAAUCCAUUUUUCACCACAUCCUCUGGCAUUGUUGGCAUCAACUUGCAUGAGCCGACAGAGUUCCUCGCGCCCAAACUGGACGACCACACGUUGGCACGCCCCACCGACAACAACCAGUCGGAAGAAGCAAAGCUCGUCAAGUUCAUGUAUCAAACCACUACGUCAUCGAUCGGCGAAGGUAUCGAGCGACGAGAGAGCCCAAUGACCCAACGCAUGGACAAAUUCGCCGUCAAGCGAGAAAUCGAGCAAAGCGGUCUCGUAAAGGUCCGCUCAGUCAACGUGAUCUCCCCAGAGGAGGUGCUGGCUCGGGCCAAGGCUGACCUGCUGAGCCAAGACACGACCAAGAAUGCCGUGGACAUUAAGCCCAUUGCCGCACCGCGAGGGGAGCACCCCAUGUACACGACGAGCACGCGUGUCGUGGGUGAAGAGAAGGGAGCCAUUCAAGUCACGACCGAGCGCAUCGUGAAGCCGGGCACGUUUACCAACUCGUUCAAUGGGUUCCGAUACCGCGACUACGGACUCAACACGGCGGUGACCAAGUCCAAGAUUUGCGAUGCCCUCGACCACUCGUAGUGCGAUGUCCAUCAUAACAAUAUCGAACUACCAUCCUCUUCCCA
This is a messenger RNA of Aphanomyces invadans, 832 nucleotides long. RefSeq lists its product as hypothetical. Lineage: Eukaryota; Oomycota; Saprolegniomycetes; Saprolegniales; Verrucalvaceae. The transcript has 3 exons. The coding region runs from base 165 to 788 and encodes 207 amino acids. The record is from RefSeq and is a predicted model, not a curated record.